Molecule: messenger RNA, 1534 nt
Organism: Anguilla anguilla (European eel)
Lineage: Eukaryota; Metazoa; Chordata; Actinopteri; Anguilliformes; Anguillidae
Product: lysosomal thioesterase PPT2-A-like
Exons: 8
Coding region: 192-1094 (300 amino acids)
Cellular component (GO): lysosome
Molecular function (GO): thiolester hydrolase activity
Source: RefSeq, a predicted model, not a curated record
ACUUGAAACGAAAUAGCGGACGCGUCUCGUGUGCAUGCAUUGAGAUAUUUCUGAGGUGGAGACAGUGCAUGGAAACAAAACUGCUUUUUGAAACUCUUCCUUUUCUCAUUUAUUACUUUUUUGCUAGACAUUUAACUCCUUUUUUUCCUUUUGUAUAGGCCUAUCACCAUAUCUUCUGUGCAGUUGACGGUAUGAUGUCAGUACAUAGUUUCCGUGGCACCAGAAUGAGCGGAACUUCUGCGUUCAUCUACAUGCUCCUUAGUGUUUAUUUUGCAGGCGACGUUGUUGGGUACAAGCCCGUCAUUAUAGUCCACGGGCUAUUCGACGGCUCCCGUGAGCUGGCACACUUGACCCGCUUUAUCAGCAAGUCACAUCCAGGUACAAAUGUGACAGUGAUUGACUUGUUUGACUACGAAGCCAGCCUAAUGCCAAUGUGGAAGCAAGUGCAGGGCUUCAAACAAGCUGUCCGCUCCAUCCUGCAAAAUGCUGUGGACGGUGUCCACCUCAUCUGCUUUUCCCAAGGUGGAUUGGUGUGUAGAGGAGUUGUCUCCACUCUUCCAGACCACAAUAUUCACUCAUUUAUUUCGCUGUCUUCCCCACAGGGGGGCCAAUAUGGAGACACAGAAUACCUGAAAUAUGCUUUCCCAAAGUUCCUAAAGAGACUGGUUUAUAAAAUCUGCUACCGCUCUGUGGGACAAAAGCUGUCCAUCUGCAACUACUGGAAGGACCCCCACCACAUAGACCAGUAUGUGAAAGGCAAUGAUUAUCUUGCAUUGCUGAACAGUGAGAGGCUUAACCCCAGUGCAGCAGUUUGGAAGAAGAACUUCCUGCGUAUUAAGAAACUGGUGUUGAUCGGAGGACCAGAUGAUGGUGUCAUCACUCCUUGGCAGUCCAGCCAUUUUGGGUUUUAUGAUGAAAAUGAAGAAGUUGUUGAGAUGAAGGACCAGGAUGUGUAUGUGAAGGAUGUUUUUGGGUUGAAGACACUGGAUGCCAGAGGAGACUUGGUUGUGUGUGUGUUUCCCGGAGUGAAGCAUACCAGUUGGCACUCCAAUGAAGCAGUGUACUAUGACUGCAUCGAUAAGUGGCUCACAUAAAGCGUGAUCAUUGUGACAACAAAAUAAAACAUGUUCUGCAUAUAUUACUGCUGAGUGAUCAUGUUUACAUGUGCAUGCAAAUGCAUACACGGAAAACAUGUUUUUUUCAUAAUUACUUUGUUUAUGAUAUAAUAGUUAAUCAUGAUCAAAAUAUAACAAGAUAAUGCACUUGAUUAAAUAAAAACUGUCCUUAACUUAUAGCAAUUUAAAGGAAAGUUCUAGUACACAGACUAUAGUCACAUUAUUUUUUUUUCCUAUACAGUUUAAUUUCACAUUUGUUCAUUCGAAAAAGUGACCCUACUGCAGUUUCUGAUGUUUGUUAUUAAGGUUACAGAUUGUGGUAAAUUACAGGAGUGCAAAUGGAAUGAAAGGGGAGAUUAAAUGCUGCAACGCAAUAUAUGUGUACUGUAUUUAGUUCUCCUGUACUGUAAUGGCGGGCU